AUGAUGGCCCUAGUGAAUGAAACUGACUACAGCCUCGAGUACUUUUUCUUGAAAGGGGUCCCAGGUCUGGAACACGCUCAUCUCUGGAUCUCCUUCCCAUUUUUCUCUAUGUAUUUCAUUGGCAUGUUGGGGAACUGUGGACUUCUCUACAUCAUCUGGGCUGAGGAGGCCCUUCACAGGCCCAUGUACUUCUUCCUCUGCAUGUUGUCUGUCACGGACAUAGUCAUGGGAACCUCUACCAUGCCAAAAGCAUUCUGCAUUUUUUGGCUAAACCUGGGGGAGAUCAGCUUCGGGGCCUGCCUGGUCCAGAUGUACAUUGUUCACACCUUCACAGGGAUGGAAUCCGGAGUCCUCAUGCUCAUGGCUUUGGACCGCUUUGUAGCUAUCUGUUAUCCAUUGAGGUAUGCUACUAUCUUGACCCACCCAGUCAUUCUUAAGGUAGGAGUCAUCACCUUCCUCAGAGGAGCAGUUCUCAUCCUCCCCUUUCCUUUUCUAGUCAGGAAAAUGAUAUAUUGCAACAGCAGAGCUAUUGCUCACACCUAUUGUGACCACAUGGCAGUGGUAAAGCUGGCUUGCAGCAACAUCCGAGUUGAUGCUAUCUAUGGCCUGACAGUUGCCAUGUUGAUUGGGGGCUUCGAUAUCUCCUGCAUUACAAUGUCUUACUUCAUGAUCCUGAAGGCAGUUGUGGGCCUUUCCUCCCCGGAACAAAGGAGCAAGGCAUUUGGCACUUGCACUGCUCACCUCUGUGCCAUUGCUAUCUCGUAUACACCAGCCUUCUUCACAUUCUUUGCACACCGUUUUGGUGGCCAUCACAUCACUCCUCAUGUUCACAUCAUUAUGGCCAAUCUUUACCUCCUUCUGCCUCCCAUGAUGAACCCCAUUGUUUAUGGAGUGAAGACGAAAGAGAUCCGUGAAAGUGUCCUGAGGUUGUUCCAUAAGGAAAAAAAUAUGGCAGCCCCGAACCAUUGA
Molecule: messenger RNA, 969 nt
Organism: Thamnophis elegans (Western terrestrial garter snake)
Lineage: Eukaryota; Metazoa; Chordata; Lepidosauria; Squamata; Natricidae
Product: olfactory receptor 52N4-like
Exons: 1
Coding region: 1-969 (322 amino acids)
Biological process (GO): G protein-coupled receptor signaling pathway
Cellular component (GO): membrane
Molecular function (GO): olfactory receptor activity; G protein-coupled receptor activity
Source: RefSeq, a predicted model, not a curated record